Messenger RNA from Carassius carassius (crucian carp), 3970 nucleotides. RefSeq names its product kelch-like protein 29. The transcript is spliced from 14 exons. Bases 379 to 2970 code for a protein of 863 amino acids. Gene Ontology annotation, molecular function: protein binding. The record is from RefSeq and is a predicted model, not a curated record. NCBI's taxonomy places the organism in Eukaryota, Metazoa, Chordata, Actinopteri, Cypriniformes, Cyprinidae.
CAGACUGACUUCACAGACCAGCGCUGCUGGAAUUAACGUGUGAUUCUCGAUAUCCCGGUAUCUCGUGAUUCUGCGCGUGUGCGGCUCACGAGGAGACACUAACGCAACAGUAGCAGCUGUGCCUUUAUUUCUUCUCGAGACACUGGAGAUUGUGUAAUACAGGUGCUCUGAUCUAUAGCAGCACGUUCUGGCAGGACAUGAGUGUUUCGCGCUGCUUCUGUCCUCCUCAAUUUGGGAAAAGAGUCACUGGAGACGCCAGUUUUUACUUUCUAAACAGAUACAGAUGCCGUAUGAUUUAGAGGAGAAAAGCACACGACUUUCCUGUAUGAUGUGCAUCGAUCAGAGACACUGUGUGGUUUUCUCCCGCUCCGUUCUGUCAUGAUGUCGCGGUACCAUCAGCGUUUCGAGCGGGAUUUCCGCAGCGUUUGGGAUCGCAGGGAGCGCUGCAUCUCCAACAGCAGCUGCGUUGGCAAAGUUAAUGGCUGUGUCUCCACCUCUGCCUCCUCCAUCCCUAACAGCGGCAACAACCGCCCCGGCCUCCUGCCCUUGCCCGUCAUCCCCUCGCUGCUGCCCACCCCAGUCAACGGAGCAUCCAGCACGGCCAAUAGCGAACUGACCUGCAAGCGAUUAGCCUCCACCUGCACCACCUCUGUGACUAAGGUCUCUGGGCACCCAGCGGUGGAAUCGCAGACUCAGGGCCAGGUCCUGGCUAAUAGCAUCCGCUGGGGGCAAACACCCAUUAACCAGUCCACGCCCUGGGACACAGAUGAGCCGCCCGCAAAACAGAUGAGGGAGAAAGAUAUCGCAGCUCCUCUAUGGCUUCCUCAAGUCGCUGCUGCCGUCAGCCAGGCUGGACUCUUGGCACACACAUAUGCUCUGCCGCAGGCGCCAGCUUACAGUCAGGUCACGGCUGUCCAAGCACCCAUCGUCGGUGUGACCCCGGUGCUCCAAACCCCCCAUCCACAAUUACCCACACACUACCAACUCCCACAGCAUCCUUCACAGCCAAUGACUAACAUGGUCCUCAAUGUCCAGAGCCAAUCCCUCGCCAUCGGCGGCCUGCCUCCAAUGCCCAGCGUCUGCCAGGUCGCCCAUCCCGUCCACACGGUGGUGGGCAAUGGCCACUUGACGCAUCCCAUGGUGCAAUCCGCCACCAUGAGCUCUUCGGCGCUGCCCAUCAAUGGGCCGAUGACGAACGGCCAGCAGGAAACCGCCAACAACAGCCUGCAGAUGCUGAAAACGGUCGGAUUGGGGAAAUACGAAUUCACAGACCCCUGGCAUCCCAAAGAAAUGUUGAAGGAAUUGAACCAGCAGCGGCGAGAGAAAGAGUUUACAGACCUGAAAAUAAUUGUUGAAGGCAAAGAGUUUGAAGUCCAUCAAAAUGUUCUAGCUUCCUGCAGCUUGUAUUUCAAGGACAUGGUGAAAAGAUUAUCAGGGGAGAACCGAAACGGUGAGAAGAUGCAGCUGACAAUGAGCAACAUCAGUUCAGAUGUUCUGGAGCUUCUCCUGGAGUUCGUUUACACCGGCUCCCUCAUUAUCGACUCGGCCAACGCCAAGACCUUACUGGAGGCGGCCAACAAGUUCCAGUUCAACACUUUCUGCAAAGUCUGUGUCUCCUUCCUCGAGAAACAGCUGACGGCUGCUAACUGUCUGGGAGUGUUGGCCAUGGCCGAGGCGAUGCAGUGCACUGAACUCCACAACAUGGCAAAGGCCUUCGCCCUGCAAAACUUCCCCGACGUGGCCAGUCAGGACGAGAUCCUCAACAUUUCCAAAGACGACCUGGUCAGUUACAUGUCCAAUGACAGCCUGAACACAAAAGCAGAGGAGCUGGUCUAUGAGACGGUCAUUAAAUGGAUUAAAAAGGACCCCAGCAGCCGAGUUCAGCAUGUGUCUGAGCUGUUGGCAGUUGUGCGGCUUCCGUUCAUCCAUCCCAGCUACCUGCUGAAUGUGGUGGACAACGAGGAGUUGAUCAAAUCUUCAGAGGCCUGCAGGGACCUGGUGAAUGAAGCCAAGCGCUACCACAUGCUGCCACACGCCCGCCAAGAGAUGCAGACGCCCAGAACUCGCCCGCGACUGUCUGCCGGUGUCGCUGAGGUGAUCGUGCUGGUGGGGGGGCGGCAGGUCAUCGGUAUGAACCAGCGCUCGCUGACAGCCGUCACUUGCUUCAACCCUCAGAACAACAAGUGGUACCCCCUGGCCAGCCUGCCUUUCUACAACCGCGAGUUCUUCUCCGUCAUAUCGGCUGGGGAUAAUAUCUACCUGUCAGGAGGCAUUGAGUCUGGAGUCACGCUGGCAGACGUGUGGUGCUACAUGUCCCUGCUGGAUAAUUGGAAUCUGGUUUCUCGGAUGACAGUCCACCGCUGCCGGCACAACAGUGUGGUGUACGACGGCAAGCUUUACACCAUCGGAGGACUCGGAGUGGACGGAAACCUGGAUAAUGUAGAAAGGUACGACACCAUCACUAACCAGUGGGAGAUGGUGGCUCCUUUGCCCAAACCUGUCCAUUCUGCAGCGGCGACUGUGUGUGGGGGGAAGAUCUAUGUGUUUGGAGGAGUGAACGAGGCCGGCCGCUCUGCUGGAGUACUUCAGUCAUAUGUGCCUCAAACCAACGCCUGGAGCUUUAUUGAGUCGCCAAUGAUCGAUAACAAAUACGCCCCCGCUGUGACUCUGAAUGGAUAUAUCUUCAUCCUCGGAGGAGCGUAUGCCAGAGCCACCACCAUAUACGACCCUGACAAGGGAAACAUCAAAGCAGGACCCAACAUGAACCACUCCAGACAGUUCUGCAGUGCGGUGGUCCUGGAUGGGAAGAUCUACGUGACCGGUGGCAUCGUGAGCAGCGAGGGUCCUGCGCUGGGAACCAUGGAGGCCUUUGACCCCUGUACAAACACGUGGACGCUGCAGCAGAGCAUGCCCUGCCCGCUCUUCAGACACGGCUGUGUGGUUAUUAAGAAGUACAUUCAGAGCGGCUGACGCUGACACAGACGAACACGACUCCACCGUCUCCUGCACACCGGACACCAACUUUCACAACACGGCCAGGAUUAGCAGUGCUGAGACCGAAGCUGCGCUCACUUUCUGACACCCACUCGGAAUAGAAGCGAAUCUUUUCUGUCGGGCGCAAACAGGCCUUCGUGUAAUAUAGCGCACCUGACAGAGCUGUCCUUAAUGUGUGUGUGUGUGUCGUGGCUCUAGCCUUAAUGCUCUGUGGCCAUUCGGAUUGAACUUUUUUUUACAUAAUUCCUUUUUAUCUUCAUUAACAGAGUUCACUAGGUUUUUCCAUUGCCACCGUUUUAAUGUUUGCAUAACUUUCAUUCCUCUUUCUUUGAGCAAUAAUGUAAAAUCACACUGUCUGGUUUCAGUAAUCCAUGUGAUGGUUCACUCAGUCGUAUCACUAUUUCAUCAUCUCCAUUCUGAAGCACUUUUUAAACAUGUAGAGGAGACAAAGUUGUUGAACAAGAACUAAAACCUCAUGUGACCUCAGUUCGAUCAGUCUCAGCCUCCUUAGUUACUGUUGCUCACUCAGACAAGCACGUCCCUGCAGAUUUCAGUGCAAUUGUUAGUAAAAUGUGCUCAGGAAGUGGUGAAAUGGAUUGGAUGGUAUUCAUAUGUGGGCUUGAAUGAAGCGUGACAUUACAGAGGAUCUUUUAUCUGCCGUUUUGGACCCGAAACUGAUAAAUUACGCAGUAACGUGAUUAAAAAAGGCAGAGACUGUGAACAGAGGCUGCCAAUGCUUCUCGCAGUCACUGAAAAGAGAAAAACAAUCCCAGCUGAUCACAUUAGUGUAAGUGAACAGAGCUAGUUACACUGCAGAAACUAUAUGAUCUGAAUCAAUAUGCACAUAAAACGGCAUGCACUGCAAAAACAAUUCUUAAGUAUUUUUCCUUGUUUUACAGUACAACUAUCUAAACAUUUAAUUCAAAAUUGCCAGCAAAAUGACUCAUGAUGUUAAGUCUUGUUUUCUAAAAAAUAA